AUGCAACAGAUCCGGAAGAUCAGACCUGACAUCAAAGGAGACACGCCGUGGCAUUAUUUCCUCAUUUCGGUCAUGAAAGCCUACGACGCGCUCUGGCAAUUUGUCAAGGACCGGAAUGAAGCGACGACGAGCAUGGCUCAGCUGUCCAUCGAUUCGCCGAUGCGCAGCGAGCUCCCGAUCUAUCCGUCGCUACCAUUCAACAUCAAGGUCUGCGAGGCGCUGUCGAAAGUGUCCACCUCCUUCAACAACAUGGCCAUGGCCGGCGAACUCUCGAUCCAGAUGAUUGAUAUACUCGCAAAUCUCUCCACUCUAGCCCGAGGCGACGGGAGUGCCACUCCCCCAAAUUCUCCGCCCAGCUCACCCGGUGGACGCAGCUUGCUCAACACCAUCGCGGACCUGCGAUAUCUAUCAGUGAUGGCCACCACACCGAUCGAGCACAAGCUCUGUUUUGGUGUUAUUGGCACUUGUUUCACUCUACAUUACGGCAGUGGGAAGAUUAGCGACGACAUGCACGAGACACUACAAGAGCUUGAGGACUCGAUGAUCGGCAACGGCAAGCCGCAGCUGGAGACGCAGGAGGGCGAUGCCCUCAAGACGCACCGGGAGUGUCUGAUCUGGAUCUCCUUGGCUGCGGCCGGCGCACUCGACCAGUCAGAAUUGCUCUCGGCGAUGAGCAUGAUGCUCGACCAGGCUCUGGAGCAAUACCCGGACGAGACCAGUGAUUGGGAGACGCUGGAGAAGAUCCUGAAGAAAUUCCUGUGGAACGACCUUCUCGGGAAACACUGGAAGAGAUGUUGGCGGAAGGCCAAGCACCGCCAGUCAAAAGCACGAUGA
This is a messenger RNA of Cladophialophora yegresii CBS 114405, 834 nucleotides long. RefSeq lists its product as uncharacterized. The transcript has 2 exons. The record is from RefSeq and is a predicted model, not a curated record. Bases 1 to 834 code for a protein of 277 amino acids. Lineage: Eukaryota; Fungi; Ascomycota; Eurotiomycetes; Chaetothyriales; Herpotrichiellaceae.